AUGAGUGGCGGACGUCAGCUGUUGGACACAUCAAGGAGAAGCUGGUCAGUCGAUGAAGGUGAGCAGAUGGCUCGACGAUGGGGGAACAGCAUCGCGAAGACACGAUUCGCACUAGAUACGACGAUGGGCUGA
Molecule: messenger RNA, 132 nt
Organism: Phytophthora nicotianae INRA-310
Lineage: Eukaryota; Oomycota; Peronosporomycetes; Peronosporales; Peronosporaceae
Exons: 1
Coding region: 1-132 (43 amino acids)
Source: RefSeq, a predicted model, not a curated record